Phytophthora nicotianae INRA-310 is the source of this 213-nucleotide messenger RNA. RefSeq lists its product as hypothetical. The record is from RefSeq and is a predicted model, not a curated record. NCBI's taxonomy places the organism in Eukaryota, Oomycota, Peronosporomycetes, Peronosporales, Peronosporaceae. The coding region runs from base 1 to 213 and encodes 70 amino acids. The transcript has 5 exons.
AUGGCUCGUGCCAUGGAUAAUGUGCUGUACUGGAUGGUGGAUUCGGCCACUACAACUUUGUAUUGCUAUGUGGAGUAUGGGGACGUGGAGAGCCGGUCGAGUUAUGAGGGUGUCGAGUCACGUUGGCAUGUGGUCUCGUUUCUGAUUUUGGGUGUGCUGGCGUACUGUGCUCGGAAGAGAUCAAGCUCCGGUCCGGUCAUUCGAUACGUGUGA